AUGUAUGCCAAUCGAGGAACAGGCUCUACCGCCCUAAAGCGUCUUAUGACAGAGUACAGGGAAUUAACAUUGAAUGCUCCCGAAGGCAUCACUGCAGGUCCUAUUGAUGAAAAUAACUUCUUCGAAUGGGAAGCCCUCAUUGCUGGACCUGAAGGCACGCCUUUUGAGGGUGGUUUGUUCCCAGCUACACUUGUUUUCCCCAAGGAUUACCCUCUCAGUCCUCCUACGAUGAAGUUUACUUGUGACUUUUUUCACCCUAAUGUCUACUCCAAUGGCACUGUAUGCAUCUCAAUUCUUCAUGCCCCUGGAGAUGAUCCGAAUAUGUAUGAGAGUAGUUCUGAACGCUGGAGCCCAGUGCAGAGCGUGGAGAAAAUUCUAUUGAGUGUGGUAAGCAUGCUGGCAGAGCCUAAUGAUGAGAGUGGUGCCAAUAUCGAUGCUUGUAAAGUAUGGCGGACAGACCGUGAACGCUACAACGAGAUCGUGCGUGAGAACGCUAGAAAGACUCUGGGUCUCUAAAGUCUUUUUCGAACAAUAUUUUAUGUUUAUAUUUGAAAAAUAUUUCUUCAUUCCAAAACUUGCUUCGGUAAUAAAAGAUAUCAAUAC
Phycomyces blakesleeanus NRRL 1555(-) is the source of this 603-nucleotide messenger RNA. RefSeq lists its product as hypothetical. Gene Ontology annotation, cellular component: cytosol; endoplasmic reticulum. The record is from RefSeq and is a predicted model, not a curated record. Lineage: Eukaryota; Fungi; Mucoromycota; Mucoromycetes; Mucorales; Phycomycetaceae. Bases 1 to 516 code for a protein of 171 amino acids. The transcript has 6 exons.